Melanotaenia boesemani (Boeseman's rainbowfish) is the source of this 6992-nucleotide messenger RNA. RefSeq names its product sema domain, immunoglobulin domain (Ig), short basic domain, secreted, (semaphorin) 3H (gene sema3h). NCBI's taxonomy places the organism in Eukaryota, Metazoa, Chordata, Actinopteri, Atheriniformes, Melanotaeniidae. Gene Ontology annotation, biological process: negative regulation of axon extension involved in axon guidance; semaphorin-plexin signaling pathway; negative chemotaxis. The coding region runs from base 450 to 2744 and encodes 764 amino acids. The transcript has 18 exons. The record is from RefSeq and is a predicted model, not a curated record. Gene Ontology annotation, molecular function: neuropilin binding; chemorepellent activity; semaphorin receptor binding.
GAGGGAAGGAGAGACAGCACAUGCAGAGAGGAGCUGGGACGAUACUCAGAACAGUAGAGCUGUCAGGCUGCGAGGAGGCAGCAGAGAGACGAAUUCGUCUUUUCUUGGAAUACAUUCUCUUCAACUCUGAAGCCCACACACACAUAUUAACUCACAAAUGUGCAGAUGGUGAUGUGUGUGUGUGAGUGCUGCUCUUAGAAAAAGGAGUGAAUUAUUCUAAGGAGCUCGACUUACUCAAAGCUGAAGCACUUGGACUGUGGAGAGUGUUUGGUUUCAGCGUUUUGUGGACCAAAACUAUAAAAGGAUUCAUAUUGUGUCUUUACUCAUCAAAUAUUUUUACAGGUAAGGCUUUACCUGACGAAAGACUGAGGCUUUGGACUAAAAAAAAAACUUCCCAUCUACAAAGCUUUGUUAGUUGGCUGAACUGAGCAGGUUGGAACUCAGAGCCUAUGAUGAGGAGGAAGAUGUAUUGGCUGGUGACAGCAGUCCUGUUAUCCCAUCUCGGACCCCCUUUGACGGGAGCAUGGAGAGCAUCUCAGCCACGACUGCAGCUUACCCACUCUGAGCUCAUCCAGAACGGCCGGCUGCUGACGCUGCCGCUAGCGGCUGGAGACCUGCACUCCCUGCUGCCCGACGAAGACAGGAAGCGCCUGUAUGUGGCCUUGAAAGAUAAUCUUCUCUCCACCAGCCUGGAUGACAUAACGCAGAACCCACGAAAGCUGCAUUGGCCAGCUAGUCCGGACCGUGUCCAAGAAUGUCUCAUGGCUGGGAAGGAUCCAGAGCUGGAGUGUGCUAACUUCCUGCGAGUUCUGCAGCCGUAUAAUCAGACUCACCUGUAUGUGUGUGGUACCGGGGCCUUCAACCCCCGCUGUGCAUUCAUAGCUACCAGUAUUUUCCAUCAGUCAGAGCACCAGACUCUUUCUUACAGCCAGACAGAGUGUGGGAAAGGGAAAUGCCCCUAUGAUCCAUUCCAGAAAACAGCUUCUGCUGUUGUCGAUGGAGAACUAUAUGCCGGCAUUACCUCAGACUUUAUGAGCCGGGACUCUGCUUUCUUUCGUAGUCUUGGCAGCCGGCACGUCAUCCGCACUGAGCAGUACGAUUCCACCUGGCUGCAGGAUGCCCAGUUUGUGCGGGUAGCGCCACUGUCUGAAACUGAUAACCAAGAAGAUGAUAAAGUCUACGUGUUCUUCACUGAGCGCGCUCAGGAGGCAGAAGGGGCCGGUGGGAAAGUGCUCUACUCCAGAGUGGCACGUGUGUGCAAGAAUGACAUUGGAGGCCAGAGGAGUUUAGUCAAUAAGUGGAGCACCUUCCAGAAGGCCCGUAUGGUGUGUUCAGUCCCAGGACCAGACGGCCUGCAGACACAUUUCGACCAGCUGCAAGACAUAUUUAUUCUCCAUGGGAAAGACAAGAAGAAUCCUCUCAUCUAUGGCUUGUUUACCACUUCAAGUGAUAUCUUGAAUGGUUCAGCGGUAUGCGUUUAUCGAAUGGAGGAUGUGGUUCGAGCUUUUAAAGGAAACUUCCUGCAUAAGGAGGGGCCUCAGUAUAAAUGGGCAGAGUUUACAGGCAAGGUGCCUUAUCCACGGCCCGGAACUUGUCCAAGCAGCACAUAUGGCAGCUACAGCUCAACCAGAGAGUAUCCAGAUGACGUCAUUUUCUUCAGCAGGACUCACCCGCUGCUGCAGGAAAAUGUGCUGCCGCUGGGAGAACGCCCCCUUCUGGUCAGAGUGGGCGUCCACUAUAAGUUCAGCAAACUGCUGGUGGACAGGGUGGAGGCUGUGGAUGGCACUUAUGAUGUCCUCUUUAUCGGCACAGACUCAGGACUUGUGCUAAAAGCCAUCCAUCUUCCCAGAGAGCAUUCUCAAAGUCAGGAGGUGACUCUGGAGCAGCUGCAGGUCUUUCAGCACAAAUCACCAGUGACAGCAAUGGCUCUCUCAAAGAAAAAGCAGUGGCUCUUUGUGGGCUCCAGGGAGGGUGUGUCCCAGCUGGCCCUGUACCAAUGCGAGCUUUAUGGCCAGGCCUGCGCUGAGUGCUGCUUGGCCAGGGAUCCCUACUGCACCUGGGACGGACAUGCUUGCAGUCCCUACAUGCCCACUGUGCGACGGAGAAAUGCUCGUCAUUUAGGGGAGGAUGAAGAUCCACUGAAUCAAUGUGUCAGACAAGGAGCUGGGCUGCAGGUGGAGGCGGAGCACAGAGUUAUGAUGGUUGCCGAGGGUAACAGCACUUACCUGGAAUGCCUGCCUCGAUCUCGACAUGCUGCAGUGACCUGGUAUAAACAGGCUGGAGAGAAUAGUCCUGAACUAAACCAGGUAGUAACAGGUGACCAGCUGGUGGUGAUUGAGCGGGGAAUUCUGAUUCGCCAAGCUGAGCUAACUCAUGGUGGCAUGUACCACUGUCAGGUUGAGGAGCACGGCUAUCAUUGGACUGCGGUCACUGUCCGUCUUGCUGUUUGGAGCCCGUCAGCCAGCCGCGUACUCGCUUCCUUGUCCAGUUCAUCCUAUCAGAAAACAGGAACCCAGCCGUGGUACGAGGAUGUGAUGGCAUUGAUUCAUCCAGGAAACCUGGGCCAGCACUGCAAGGCUCUGGGGUACCGCCCACCACGCAACAACCGUCGUCAUGGUGACAUCAUGACAGCACUGCACAAGGAGCAAGCGAAGGGAGAGAAGCUCAAACAUGGGGGAGGUGGACGUGCAGCAGGGAGGAAGAGCAGGAGCAAGCCGCAGCAGAGGGCACCGAGGAGCGCUUGAGCCCAGAUGUUCAGAGACUUAACACACAGUGUUUUGUGUGGCUUUCACACAAACACACACAUGCACACGUGCACACACUUAACUUAUACACUGAGACACACACACACAUAUGUACAGAGACUACUUCUUGUGCAUGAAUUUAUCUGCAAACAAAAACAGCGUCCUCUCUUUCUUGUCAUAAACAUUAAAGCUACCUACACAUAAUCUUCUGAAGUAAGUAGAGGAGGAUUCAGAACAGCAGAGGACUGUUUCACUUGGACAAAUGACUUUGUUUAUAAAAAAAUCUGUAGAGUAGCUGGUUGUGUAGCAUGUUGAAUGAAGGAUGAACUGCAUGGUCAGAUCACUCUGUUUGACUGACUACGUCGUGACGAGGAGUUUGGACUGGGAAUUUUUACAUUUGGAACUUCCAGGGAGUGUUGUACCAGAACUUCAAAUCCAACAGUAGAAAACAUACAACCCCUUUUUAAACUAUUGCUUCAUUACAAAACCGCAUUGGUGGCUUUAUGCUUUACCCAUUAAAUGCAAAUCACAAACACAAUUAUUCUUCAAAGCUAAACAGAUGUUUUUAAAUUGGUUUUCUACCUUCAAGGCAAAAUUUCACUUCUGUUCCUUUUGGUGACCUUGAAAGGUCAUGCUGGAGAGAUAAAGGGUAUCAUAGUUGCAAAAAGCUUUUUAUAAACUUUGUAUAAUGCUCAGAUUCCAAGGGCACGCCAUCCUCAGACAUCUGAGAAUUGAGGGUCAACUGCUUAAAAGCAUUUCAUGGAAGAACCAUGCGGCUGGAAAGAGAACAAAAAAGAGACAAGCACAUCUACAAUAUGUGCUGAAAAGAAUGUAUAUGUUGUACACCAGUCAACUGUCAAACAUCUGUUGUGCAACUAAACAAAAAAGAAAUUCUUACUGGAAUUAAAUUAUUUGGAAAAUAAUAAGCAGUUAUUGAUAAUCAAGGGGUGAAAUCAUUCAAACUCUAGUAUUUAAGCAUCCAGAUAGGAAUUUAACUCAGUAGCAACUUUGAGAAAACCAAUUAGGCCUAUUUAGAUCAUGAGGAACUAACCUUGAUGUUUUUAACCCCCCCCUAAUUGAUAUAUAACCUAUAACACAGUCAUCUAGUUCACACACACUGAGGGCUUUGUUUCUUUGUAAAGGUGCGGUCCAGCCACGAGAUGACAGACUGCAACCACAAAGAGGCAAAGAAAAAGCAUGAUGAUGGCUUUGAUGGGGCUGCAUAUCAACUUUCCCAGGACAUUAGUGCCCCGUGUUGCAGCCGUUCACACACACACAUACACACACACGCAUUCACACACUGCAGGACGUGUUUGGUUCAGAGGCAUUGCUGGCUCUGAUUUUGUUCUUUGUGGCAACAAAAUGAACAAAAGACCAAAUGUUUCAUCCUUUUUUGAGUGCUGGUUUACUUUCUCUGGAGUCUGUCAUUCAUACACUUUACAGCUAUAGGAAACACGCUACGGAUUUUAAGAAAUGUCUGCAUUAACAGGAAAAAAAAAAAAAAUCUUCCUCCCUGAUGUUCAGAAUUGAAUGUUUUUUUAAAAAAUGGCUUUAAUGAGGGUCAUAAUUAAAAUAAGCACUACCAGACAUUUAGGGAAGACACAGAGGAAUUUUUUGUACUGCUACGAUUUGAAAUCAUGUCUCAUAAGUUUUAAAAAUGGACAAUUUUAAAGCUCUGUAUCUCUUAAAGAAAAAAAUCUGUUUUACUGUGACUUUGGUUGUGACAGUUAUUUUAGCACAUAGAGCACUGUAAAAUAUUAAGAUGUACUUAAAAGAUUUUCCGCUUAUAUCUGAUACCACAUGAACAAGGAAACACAUUUUGAAGUGGACUGAAAUGAGAGCCCUUGUACAUAACAUGCAUGUUUUGUUUUGUUUUUUAACUAUGGGCCAUUGGUGACUUUAAGUGAGUAACAGAGUGCUGUUCCAGCUGGUGAUGACAUCUGACUGCAAAGUAUGAAACCAGCCCACUGUACAAUAAAGAAGCUAUUAUUUUACAAAGUUGGAACUGGAUAAAGUGCUAAACGGGACUGACGUCUGGUGGACUCUGGCCUGUGAGGCUUGAAUGGAUUCAGUAACUUUGCAAGAUGAUAAAUUGUGAUUUGUUCUUGAUGUUUAAAUGUAAAACCAACACUUCUUCCACAAGUGUUUUUUACUUGCCCAUCUGGGUAAUAUUUAAAAGUAAAACUGUGUCAUUAUGAGGCUGCAGGAACUAAAGUGUAAAAAAUUGUUAGUUUUUGUAGUUUUUAUUUUUUGUUUCCUUUAAAGUUGCUCCUUCUCAGAAGAAACCAAAAGCUUCAAUCACACCUUCAAGCCUAACAUUACUGCAGUGUUUAUGGAUAACAUUGUUUUAGAAAUGGAAAAGUCUUGUUAAAUCCAUAUGAGAGAAUAAAGUGUGUGACAGAGAGCCAACCAGUCUAACAAAAUUAAACCUUAACUUUAAUUUGUAUGGUCUACAUGCAUUUUGAGGUUGAAUAAUAACAACUUUGUGUAUAUUUAAUUCACUCCACAUGAUGAUGCUUAGCAGGCAAAGCCAUCUGUAAUAUAUCCCAUUUUAGGUCCUGCAGGAUCCUGAUACCUUUGCUUUUACAGUUGUAUUUCUGCACAGGAAAACCUCUGUGUGUUCGGGUGUGUUUGACAUUAGCAGAAUCUGGGUAAGAGCUCUCACAAAAGUUCACAGACUAAACUAGUAAAUCUGCCAAAUUUGGGAAAUCAGCGUUAGACUGGAGACAUUUCUGAUGCUUUAAGAAAAAUAAACUAGAGCAACUCAAAGCAAAGUGGGUGCAGAAAGUUAAUGUGGGUUUGGCUUUUUUGGCUUCUUGGUUUUUGCCUCCUUGGCUUCAACCACAUAAAAGAACCCACCAAUGCUGAGCUGCUUCUGCACAUGUGUUUAAAAAUGGAGGAGAAAAAAAGACCAUUUAUCAAAUGAAACUGUGUAAAUGUCAUGGAGAUACAAAAUUAAAAAGUGUGUGAUGGAGUGUGUGAAGCUAGCUACUUAAUUCUUAUGUAGUCAGCAAUCCUUUUAUGACGUUGCCAAUAACAAAUAGUCAAAGUCUUGUAUAGGUUUUCAAAUGAUAAUACCCUAAUAAUUGCUGUGUAGUCAUAUCAUGGACUUCACUAUAUAGCAUUUGAUGUGCACCAAUGUUGUAUCUCAGUUAUGUUUUCUGUCAGUAUUUUAAGAUGACUGUCCAUAUAUGUAGCAAAAUGAGACUUAAGCCUAUUUUAGCCAUCUUAAAUACUUUAUAAGCAUUCAAAACACCUUAGGCCAUUGAAAUGGCCAUUUGUAGUCAGAAUUAGAGUAUCUGAAGCCAAUGCUAAUAGCAUGCAGCUUAAUUAAACUCUAAGUCUGAAAAGAGAGGCAGUAGUUACAGUCGGUCUGUUCAAGUUGAAAUGUUGAGUGGCAUAUCUGUUCAGAGAAAAUUAAACAAACAGAAAUGUCAAAAGUACAAGAGGUGAAUUUCUUAAUGAAGUAACAUAUCUAUGGAAUUGUGUUAGAGCUCGAAAUCAUGCAUAACUAAGCAUGUGGCAGGUUUGACAGGUGUAGCAUCAAAGGUCUGAGACUUUCAAUAGGUUGUGUUGGAAAUGGGAAUUUUAAUAACAGUAGCCAUAAGAAAGUACUGCUAACGGAAAAGUUAGCAGUGGAGGCUAGCUAGUAGAGCUAGCAUAACUUUGCUGUUCAUGUUGAGCAGCGAUUUAUUUUGGCUAUUUGAGAAAUAAGGGCGGCUUCUCCUGCACACCUUCAAGCAAACAAAGCAAAGUUACUUCUUUUAGGUUUCAAAUGAUAUAUUUUGCAUUUAAUCAACCACCAAUGUAAUUUUCCUUUAGAAUAUUCCAGCAGUUAACCCAAACAUCACAUCCAACUACCUAAAAAUAUGAAAGUAAUCAUGCUUGUGUCAACCCUGGUUUGAGGAUUUUGUGUUUACAUGAGUGUGUAAGGAGUAUUCGACAGAUCCAAACAUCUCUUUAGUCUGUGGCAGAGCUCCUAUGAGACAUUUUUAUGUUCAACCAUUCUAAACAAUGAGUGUUUCCCCUCAACGAUGUGGUACAGAAGUGGUCCUCAUUCAUUGCAGGGGCCUUGUACGCUUUACUGUUACGCUGUAUUUACAUCUUUGUGCCAGUACUCAUCGCUUGCGAUUUUCCAGAACAGCUUCUCUGCAACUGGAACGGACCUGUCAUCAAAUGAUCUCCACUCAUAUGCUGAGACUUUGUUUUUCUUUUUGUAAAUAUGUAUAAAUGUCUGCUUGCAAAUGA